UUAUGAGGUGGCAAGUGUAGCUGGCUAUUUAGUCAGUCACCAACCGUUGCUCUAAGAACAUCAGUAUCGUGAGCGGUGGCGUCAGCAUUCUACGACAUGAUGAAGUGGCUUGGAUUCAGCCUGCUCUUGUUCGCGACAGUCGGUGCACAAAGCACCGGGAACCCUGACGAUGAGCUUAACAGCGCUAUGGUGAGCGUACGACAAAACUUUAAUCCCGGGCCCAGUUCAUCAUCAUCAUGUGUCACUCCUGCCGGCGAAACUGGUACAUGUGAUUCCCUGGGUAAAUGCCCUGUAUACUUGUCACUGGUCAGUCGGAUUCGACAGCCACACGUCAGCACCUUCUUCAGGAACCGAAUAUGCAGACUACUACCGAGGACAGUGCACGUGUGCUGUCCAAGUACCACGAACCCCGUCCUACCAGGAAGAACCAGUGUGCAAUCCACCAACCCACCACAGUUACCACCCAUCUUCCAAGAGGAUUGUGGUGUGUCCUUCGGUGAAAGAGUCGUCGGAGGCAAAGUAGUCACUAAACCAGGGAUAUGGCCUUGGCUGGCUGCCAUCGGCUUCAGGUUGGACAACGGCGGAUUCCGAUCCGAUUGUGGUGGCACCCUCAUCACCCGCCGCCACGUCCUCACUGCAGCUCACUGCUUCGAUGAGCCAGGCCAUCAAAACCCGGAGGACGUGCGGCUCGGGGAAUUCAGUCUCUCCACUGACAGACUCGAUGAAAACCCGCAGGAUUUUACGAUCAGUGAACGUCGUGGCAAUACCUAUAACCGCAGGACCAAGGAAAAUGACAUCAUGAUACUUGUGCUUGACCAUGAAGCCACGAUGAACACAUUUGUCGUACCAGCUUGUUUGCCCUUCACCGAAAAGAAUAACGACUUCGAGGGACAAAGCUUGACCAUUAUCGGCUGGGGCAAGACUUCGUUUACAAACCAAUUUCCCACGGACCUACCCAGGGAAGCAAAUGUGACAGUGUCGAACAGGAAUGCGUGUAGAGCAGCCUACCAGAGAGUCCUUGGCGAUCGUCCUGUAGUGGAUGGGAGGCAUCUAUGUGCUGGAGACGCCAACGUGGACUCUUGCAGCGGCGACAGCGGUGGACCCCUCAACUACAGACUUUCUAACGGCAAGUAUUCGGUGGUGGGCGUCAUAUCCUUCGGGGUGGGGUGUGCCAGACCAGAAUUCCCAGGAGUGUACACCAGAGUGAGCAGCUUCCUCGACUGGAUCUUGAAGAAUGUUCAGUAGUGUAGGAUACAUCAUAAAUGUUUCGUAGUAUAGGAUACAUCAUAAUUAAAAUUAUAUGGAUAACGGAACAUCACUCUAAUUAUACGUGUUAACUAUGAAAAUAAUUUCUCCGGGUUAUAAUUUUGGAGAAUUAGUCAGAGCAGGAAAACAUACGAGUAUAAAUUAUAAGGAAAUAUUCUGAAUUAGUCAGAGCAGGAAAACAUACAUAUACAAUUAUAAGGAAAUAUUCUGUAAGUGUUUUGUCUGAUGACGUAUUCGUGAAAAGGGCGUUUGUUAAGGACUACAAAAUAAGAAUAUGAAAAAUAAUGAGAACCUCAUUAGGAUGACACGAAGGGAAAUGCGAUAGUAAAGUAUAGAGAGGGGCCCCAGUAAUUGAGUUUGCUGUUAAGAUUAAGGAUGUAUUAGCAGUGGAAUGACAGGUGCUGUACUGAAGAAAUGAUUGUGUUCGAAUGCGAAGCAUUUAAGUAAUUGUUUGAUGUAUUUUUUUUAUUUACUAUGAACUUAUAAAUACAAGUUUUAGUUAAGCA
This is a messenger RNA of Homarus americanus (American lobster), 1772 nucleotides long. Its product is annotated as venom protease-like. The record is from RefSeq and is a predicted model, not a curated record. Gene Ontology annotation, biological process: proteolysis. NCBI's taxonomy places the organism in Eukaryota, Metazoa, Arthropoda, Malacostraca, Decapoda, Nephropidae. The transcript has 10 exons. Bases 97 to 1245 code for a protein of 382 amino acids. Gene Ontology annotation, molecular function: serine-type endopeptidase activity.